Molecule: messenger RNA, 1500 nt
Organism: Quercus lobata
Lineage: Eukaryota; Viridiplantae; Streptophyta; Magnoliopsida; Fagales; Fagaceae
Product: probable (S)-N-methylcoclaurine 3'-hydroxylase isozyme 2
Exons: 2
Coding region: 1-1500 (499 amino acids)
Molecular function (GO): heme binding; monooxygenase activity; iron ion binding
Source: RefSeq, a predicted model, not a curated record
AUGGAUCAAAAGGCAAUAGUGAGGGAGAUUGACUACCUGUUUUUCUUCAGUCUCCUUCUCCUUCUAGCAACUCUCUCUUAUCUUUAUUAUUACAAGCACAAACUGUCUAAAAAUCCACCACUCCCACCAGGUCCAUUUGCAUGGCCUAUUGUUGGAAACAUUUUCCAAAUGGGAAGGGAUCUCCAUUCCAUACUUGCCAACUUAGCUAGAACCCAUGGUCCACUCAUGUCUCUACGGCUUGGCACCCAACUUAACAUCAUUGCAUCAUCACCAGCCGCAGCAAGCGAAAUUCUUAAGACCCAUGACCGAAUAUUGUCAGGCCGCUAUGUUACACAUGCCUCUCCAAUCAUAAACCCAAAACUCAACUUCUCAAUUGGAGGUGCCCCUGAGUGCAACGAUCAUUGGAGGUCCUUAAGGACUAUCUGUAAAGCUGACCUUUUUUCAGCGAAAGUAUUGGAAUCUCAAAAACACAUAAGAGAGAAGAAGGUGAGGGAGUUGGUGAGUUUUCUGGGUUCUAAGGAAGGUGAGAUAGUGAAUCUUGGAGGGACAGUCUAUAUUACUGUUACUAAUAUCUUGAGUAAUGUGAUAUUUUCAAUGGACUUUUUGGACUUUGACGGUAAUGGAAUGGGCAAAGAGUUAAGGAAAUUUAUAGAUGAAAUGGCAGAGUUGAUGAUUACUCCUGAUUUAUCAAAUUUGUAUCCUAUAUUGGGUGCAUUGGAUUUUCAAGGUAUACAAAAGAAACGUGAUAAAUUAAUUGAAAAAUUUAUUGCCAUUUGGGAGGAUAUUAUAAAAAAAAGACAAAAGCAAGAGAGUGCUAUUUUAGUUCAUGGAGAUGUUUUGGAUACUUUGAUUAAAGAUGGGCACACAAAUGAUCAGAUCAAUCAAUUGAUUAUGGAGCUACUUAUGGCUGGUACUGUCUCAACUAGCAUUGUAAUUGAAUGGGCAAUGGCAGAACUGAUGAAAAAUCAAAAUGUCAUGGAUAAACUCCAUGAUGAACUUGAACGUGGAAUUGGUACAGACAUCGUGAAAGAAUCUCAUUUAGCCCAUCUUCCUUACCUAGAAGCUUGUGUCAAAGAGACGCUUAGAUUGCACCCUCUAGGACCACUACUCCUUCCUCACCGUGCCUUGCAAACAUGCCAAGUGAUGGGCUAUACAGUGCCUAAAAACUCUCAAGUUUUGGUUAACGUAUGGGCAAUUGGUCGAGAUCCUAUGAUUUGGAAUGAUCCAUUGAGCUUCAAACCUGAGCGGUUUCUUGACUCAUGCUUGGAUAUUAAGGGAAAUAAUUUUGACUAUAUGCCUUUUGGAGCAGGAAGGAAAAUUUGCCCUGGACAACCUUUGGCUAUUAAGCAAGUUCGAUUUAUUUUGGCAUUACUGCUUCACUCAUUUGAUUGGUUUCUUCCAGGCAAUAUGAAUUCAACUGAGCUAGACAUGAAUGAUCAUUUCUCCCUAACAUUGCGGAAGAAGCAACCCCUACAACUUAUUCCUAAAGGAAGAAAAUAG